Molecule: messenger RNA, 9311 nt
Organism: Galleria mellonella (greater wax moth)
Lineage: Eukaryota; Metazoa; Arthropoda; Insecta; Lepidoptera; Pyralidae
Gene: Pi3K21B
Product: phosphatidylinositol 3-kinase regulatory subunit gamma
Exons: 4
Coding region: 527-1774 (415 amino acids)
Biological process (GO): insulin receptor signaling pathway; phosphatidylinositol phosphate biosynthetic process
Cellular component (GO): phosphatidylinositol 3-kinase complex
Molecular function (GO): 1-phosphatidylinositol-3-kinase regulator activity
Source: RefSeq, a predicted model, not a curated record
GUCAAUCAUUCGUCACAGUGAUGGCGGAUCGUUUUUGGCAGUGCUAAAUGGAUACCUUUAAUUUUUAUAAACUGUUUUUAAACUAUUUUUGUAUUAAUUAUAAUUAUUAUCUACUUAUAAUUUAUGUAUUUUCAUGAACUGAACUAACUAAGAUGGCAUUACCUUGAAGAUUUAGGACACGUCAAGUGCCAUAGCAACAGUCCACAAACUCGCCCAUUUCCUUUGUGAUCUAGUUAGCUUCAGUUGUGAACUUUUAUAUAUUAACUUGAUUAGAAGUGUAUUGUUAUUUUAAAAUAAAAAUGUUUAAUUUGACUCAAAUAUACAAAUGAUGUUUAAAGUAUACAUUGAAGAGAAUGUUAGAUGUGUAACCUCAAAAAACGCGGAAGUCUGUUAUCGAAGCCGCUCUGAAUUUGUGGAACCUUGAUCAUUAAUAUCGUUAAAUUUCUUUGAUAUUUAUUGAUUAUAAUUUCGUUUCGAAGCCAAUUAAACGUUUUAAUAGCGUAAGAAUAAAAAAAAUAAUGAAACAAUGGUCGAAAUAGGUGCUCCUCAUGAUUCGGCCGACGACAGUCUGGAGAACGCCGAAUGGUACUGGGGCGAUAUUACUCGAGAUGAAGCUGCGGAAAAACUUCGGGAUUCUUGUGAUGGUACAUUUUUAGUUCGUAAUGCAUCAAAUAAAGAUGGCGGAUACACAUUGACUGUUCGUAAAGGAGGCACAAACAAACUGAUUAAAAUAUAUAAUCAAGAUGGCCGAUAUGGAUUUUGUGAACCUUUUGAGUUCAAAUCUGUUGUGGAUCUUGUCAAAUUUUAUACAGAAUACUCAUUGGGACACUGUAACAACAGUCUGGACAUCAAACUUAUGUAUCCACUAUCCAGACUACCAGAAUAUGAUGGUGGUGAAAAUGUGAGUGAUGAGAAUCUAGAAGCUGAAUAUAAAAGAGUACAUGAAGAAUAUAUGGCUAAAACUAAAGACUUUCAUGAUCGUUCUUGUAAGUACAUGAAGCUAAGAGAAGAAGUUAAAUGUAAAAGACAAGCUCUCGAUUCUUUUAAAGAAAGUCUCAGGAUUUGUGACGAUCACCUUAAGUUACAAGAGAAAAUGAUGGCAGAUGUCCAACCACAUGAAAGGAAUGAUUUAAUAGAGAAUAACAAGCUGUUACUAUUACGAGUGUCUGAAUUAACAAGAGCAAAAUUAAAACUUAACGACAUAUUAAAAGAGGCAGUGCAUUCUAAUUUGGAUCUUGAACGACAAAUUUAUAAGCUUAAAUCAAAAAUUAUAAUCCUUUAUCGAAUGAAAGAACGUUGUAAAAUGUCAUUAUUAAAACGUGGCAAAACUGUUGAAUAUUUACAAGCUCUUGAAAAUGAUAACACAGAAGAAUUGGAAGAAUUAUAUGCUCACCGUGAACCAAUUACAUGGAAAGUAGAAAACUGUUCAAGAGAAAAAGCGGAGAAACUUCUUCAAGGAAAACCUCAAGGCACAUUCUUAAUUCGUCCAAAUUCUACAGGCCAACUAGCUCUUUCGAUAUGCUGCAAUAAUAUGGUGUAUCACUGCAUUAUAUUUAGGACUGAAAGAGGUUUUGGAUUUGCGGAACCUUAUAAUGUAUAUAAAACGUUAAAUGAGCUUGUACUACAUUACGCUGUAAAUUCACUGGAAGAACACAAUGAACAGUUGAAAACAACUUUGAAGUAUCCUGUGUAUGCUGAUUUGGUAAAAAAACCAGAUAAAGAGAAGGCCCAAGGUACAACAGUAAGAGCACAAGGUACAAAUAUGGAUACUUGACAUUAUGUGAAAAGAGAUAGUGUUGCUCCCAAUUAUACCGCGUACUUCUCUUCUCUUCUAUUCUGUGAAUAGAAUGAUUGGCGGAAGUCGAUUAUGUCGCGUCUUUGGAUUGUCAGAUUUUGUCUGCGUAUUUAUGAAAAAACCAAAGGUGUAUGGAUUUUUAAAUUUAAAAAGAAAUCCCAGUGUCCUAUAAAUAUUCAUAUCUAGAAUUUUUAUUGGUUUAAAACAAAAAGUUUAUAAUAUUUACUUUAUUUACCAUUAUGUAUAAUAAUAUAUUUCCUGUGAGAUUAUACUUCUAUUCUAUAUUUAAUAUAUUAAACAAAAACUAUAUUUUGCAAUAUAAAAUGAAAUGUAAAGAUUUAUUAAAACUACAGCAUAUUUUGAUCUGAAUGGUUUAAUUGGAUGGGGGUGCAAAUUGUACACAUUUUGAUCUAACAGAGUUUGUGUGCAGAGUAUGCAUGUUACAUCAAUGUGAUUUACAUAAUUGUAAGGUGUGUUUUGAUAAUAUGCUGGAGUGCUGUAUAAAAUAUGACAGGGCAUCUGGAUGGUAUGUCACAAUGCCCUAUGUCGUAUAUCUGUAUUUUUAUUUAUCAAUAGAGAGCCAAUAUAACAUAUUUUGUGUGUACCUCUGUGCACACAGUAUACGGUGACUGCUGGGUAAGGUUGAUCUAAGUAGAUGAUAGUUAUUGUUCAUAAUGGUUUAUGUGGGGCAUUCAAUUGUAAUAACUAUCAAACAGACUGAUUAGCUUUCCCCAAGCAGAGCUGCGGGCACUAAUUUUGAAUUGUAAUUAUGGCAUAAAUAUUAUCUUUUUAGUUCUUCAUAUUUGUGAUAAUAAUGUGAUAAUUUCGUUUUUGUUAAUCAGAUUUUGGAAAAAGGCCUUUAUAUCGAAAACAUUUUUUUACAUAUAUGUAUGUACCUAUAGGAUUUAUUAGAAUUUCUAUUAAUUGAUUCAGAAAUAUAUUCUAAAUUAUGAUUACUAUCUUAUUACAAUCUAAAUUGAUCUUCCUUAAGGAUAAAAGGACAGAAAGUGGUUAAAAUGCACAGAUUAUAAAAACUACAUAGUAAAGUGUAUUUGAUUAUUAUAUACAAUAUUCUGAUUUAUAAUAUUAAUAUUAUGAACUUGUCAACAAGUACUUAAUAUAAUAAUUAUACAUAUUAAUGUUUAAUAUGUAAUGUCACAAUUAUUUAAAAUUCAACUUUCAAUCGAUUAUAAACAAAGAUGUUGACUAUUUGUCUGCAAUUGUUUGCUGGUUAUUCGAUUAGAAUUUCUUUGUUUAAUAUCACCAUUAGUAUGUGUGUAACUGCCAACACUCAAAGAUUGACUACUAUUCUUAUAUUGGUAGUCAUAUACACACUAAUAGUAGCAGAAUUAAACAAAAUAAUUUUAUUCGAAUAACUAGUGAUAUUGGCUUCCGCAAGAUAACACCCAUUACAGUAAAAUAUUAGCAUUAGUUUAAAGAUAUUUUAAUGUGUAUCCCUAAAUUUGGGAAUUCUAAAUUAUUACUAAGUUGAAAAAAUACUUUCUGUGUUUUUGACAACUCGUUUCAAUGGGAUUUGAACGCUUUGCGGUGUGGGUAUGUUACCAUUUACAACAUGGAAGGAAUGUUAACAAUAUUUUGUUGAGCUACUGUCUCUAUACCCGAUUGAUUGAAUAUACGGCAAUGCGGCCGAUAAUGAAUUAUGCGCAGUCUGGGCGCCGAACAGUCAACACUAGGCUAUGAGCAACAAUGUAUUAAUUGCCUGAUGAUUCCCCGUUUAAAGGUGAAAGACGUGUCGCAACAUGAGCGUAAAGUAAAUAAUAGUCGGAGAUUUAUGACUACUAGGGAAAGUUGCAGAACUUCUACUAAUAUUAAUACUCGUAGUAACCUAACGUCGUAUAUUGUUACGGUCGCUUUGUACACUGUCUAGGUCUAUUGAAGUUCAAUAAAUAGUAGCCAGCCCUCAAAUGUUGGCAGUCACAUGCAUACAGUAACGAAAUUAACAAAAUAAUUUUAAUCAACUAGCUAGUUAUAUCAAUCUGUGAAAUUAUGCAAUCAUCAAAGUUCGUUUUUAGUUAUUCACUAUUAGUCUUUUAUUAAUUGUGUACCGUUUAAAGUUGGUUCUUUUUUUGAUAGAACAAAAUCUUGUAAUCAUUUAUCUGUUUAGUUGUUUAUCAUUUCGUAAAAUUGUCCCCAUUAUUAUAUAUUUUUUAUUAUAAUUCAAUUCAAGUACGUAUUAUAAUCCACUUUUUGUCUUUUUUGUCUAUAUAUUAUAGCAUUAGCUUUGUGGUAGAAGGAUUAGGGGCCUUUGUGGAUCAAAUGAUUCGAAAAUGAUAAGUGAUGAUUAUACAAUGGUCAAAAUGGAGACUGUCGAGAGUGUUAUUUUGAAUGGAUUCCCAUUCAAAGUAGUCAAUCUUCCUCUAUUUAUAACCUUGUAUUGAGUCUGUAAUCUACCACAUACUUAAUAAUAAUCAUGUUAUAAAUUACAUAAUAUGUAGAUUUAAUGUGCUUAAUAUAAAGUAGUUCUGUAGUUAAGGAUCACAAGUUGUAUGUAUAGUGAUAUAUUUAUUUUGUUCAUUCCAAGCUUACCAUGUUGAUCAGGUUCCAUAGACAAAUAUGGGGUCCGAAUUAUAAAAAUACAGACUCAAUACUGGGUAAUUAGUGGUCACGAAUAUAUUAUAUGUGAUAGUAAUUAAUAAUUGUGUAUGUUGCAUACACUUGAUAACUGUACCCAGAUGUAUUAUGUAGUUUACGAUAUAAUGUAUCCAGAACAUUUUCUGGUUUUGUGUGUGAUAGAGAGAGAGAGAGCGAGAGAAAGAAAGAGCCUAUUAUUCGCAUGAUAGGCCUAAUAUAAGGUGUUGCGGAGAGGAAGGAUUUUUGACCAUGAAAGAUCAAGUUUCGCAAAGCAAUUAUGUGAAUGCUUUUAUAAUUUACCGUAAUAUGGCACGGCAGAUUUUUAGCAUAACUUAUCUAAUUGAAUGGAGACAUUUUUAGUUUUCCGUCCAAGAUAUCGUCAUGCCGUGUACGUCUAUGUAAUUGUGCACAGAAAUUAAAAACGUCUUCAUAAAUUGCUUCGCCGUGACAUCGUAACGAUAACUUCGUGUUGUGCCGUUUCACGGCAAAAUAAAAGUGUCGUUCAUAUGUGUUCUAUUUUGAUGAGCAAAACAUUUGUCUAAAAUCGCCCCUCAUCUACACAGGUCCAUAUUACACAAUGAAGUUAUUUUGCUUCCUCGUCAUCUCCGAGUCAGUUAAAUGAAUUUGUCAUAUUUUUUAUCGUUGUUGCUUCAGAUAAAUUGUUCUACUUUUGGAAAGACUAAAGAUGCCAGGCUUUUUGAAUUCUGAAGACGACAGAAUUUGCAUACAUUUUAUACAUAUAUAUAUUGUCGAUUAUGAUAAUUCACUGUUCUGAGACGCCAUAUCUCUAAAUAUAUCGCUAAAAUUUAAAUUUGAUACUACAGCGAAAUUUUUGUUCAAAGAAUCAAUAUAAACUAAUAUUCUAAUAGAUAUAAAUCAACAUAAUUAUAAUUUUAGUUUUAUAAAACAAUAAUUCCGCGAAAUUAUCAAAUUAAAUUAUUGGAUUUAGUUUACGCCUCAGAAUCGGCCCCAUUGUCUUGCAUAUGUCUAAGAUUGCGUGGAUAUCAAAAAUGUUUUCAUUAAUCUAAUACAACAACAAAAAUUGUUUAGUUUAUUUCAAUUCCCAAUUGGUAUAAUGUCUACCAAAAUUUUGUUUGAAACAUUGGUGCAAAAAUUACGUGUUUUACUAAAAUGGCCGUCUUUGUAAGUACUAUUUAGAGUUCCGUAGUCAAUAAUCAAAACCCACUUUCACUCAUAUAAUUUUGAGUAAAUAACUUUUACGAAACAAUUUAAAUUAACAGAUUCCACAAAGAUGAAAUUUUCAGACAAAAAAUCUCCAAUUAUCGUAAUUAAAAUGACAUUCAAUAGGGUAAAUGCGUCACAUGAUAAAUUCAAUGAUAACAGAAGUUUUUAACAGACUUUUGAGUUUAGCAUCUAUGAAUUAAUAAUUUUUGACUGAUUUUGAUGGUAAAUUUUUUAGUCAAAUUAUUUAUUCCCGCCCACCUUGGUCGCAUAAUUUUAAAAAGAUUUGAUCUUAGAUAUUUCUGUAUUUUUUCUAAUUAUUUAAUGAAUUUCCAGACAGCAAAAUAGAAUUUCGGAAUCAGCAUUGAGUAUCUUUUAUAGUAAUUUAGAGCUUAACGUUUAAAAAAUUUUAUUAUAUUACGAUUAAAUAAAAAUCUUAUAAAAUGGCUACGGAACCUUAAUUACAGUUUUUUAUUUUGGUUUUGGUAAAACAUACAACAAAACUAUUAUAGACUUACGUCUGAAAGCGUCAUUAUUAUGGUACGUUUAAGUACUGAUAUUUUUUAUAAUUAUAACUUAUGGUUCGUCAAUUAAUUGUAUUUGUGUAUUUAACUGUUUGGAAUUAUUGAAUUGCCUUUAACGAGGGAGGAGCAUGGUACGAGUAAGUUUGUAAAUGUAGAAUAGGUAGGACUAACAAAUUUAAUUCAUAAAAUAUACCAACAUAACCUUAAGUACCUUAUUUUCAAAAUCAUUCUACAACUAUGCAUGCAUUCGUACAUUUUAUCCCAACACUGAAAGUAUUAUUUCCUUACAAUGAUGCAAUCAUUUAUUGCCAACAACAAUAUUAAACUAGUGCUGUAAGUAUUGUAAGUAAAUAAUCACUUGACGUCUGACUGAAAAUAUAAACAUUUUCAUGGUCUAUGUUUCUGUAGGUCUGAUUUCCAGUAAUUACUAUUGCUCUAGACUUGACAAAUGAAACAUUUGUAAAUUUUCUAUUUUUUAAGAAAAGAAAAUAAUUAUUUUUUUAAAAAGUUGUAAUUCGAGUAUUGGGCCUGAAUUUGUAUAAUAAUAUUGAAAACAUAAAAUUGAAAUAACGUCUUGUCGUGCAAAGAAAUAUCGCUAAAAAUAGAACACUUUAUGAUUCUCAAACCUUAGAAAGGUCGUCCAUCGCGAUUUUUUUGCAGCGAUUCAAUACAGACAAAAAGGACCGCGAUACAGUUGCGAUGCUGUCGCUGGUUGUAUGCUUUCACCCACGUAAUUACGAUUUUGCAUCGCGACCAUCGCGAUACGGUAUCGAUAUAGACGCAGUGCAGCACGGGUCCUCUAGACAAGUGGCAAGCGAAUUCGUCGAUGGAAUCGAUAUCGCUAGUGAGUCCGUGAGAUAGAACUGAUGUCUCAUUUCAACUCACGGACUCGCUAGCGAUGUCGAUUCCAUCGACGAAUUUGCUUGACAUUUGUCUAGAGGAUCUAAUACAGUAACGAUGCCGCUCGCAAUCGAUAAAUCGCAGAAGAUCGAUGGAUUGUAUCGCUACUGAAUGGCAGCAAAUGUCGCUGUAGGCGAUCUCCUUUGAGGUUCUUUCACAUGAUACUGCACGCAGGGCGCGCUUCUUCAAUUAAUUGCAUUAAGAUAUCUAUGGGUAUUUGUAUAUAACGCUAUGUAUAAAACAUAUGCGGUCCUGCUAACGUUGUGUGAAAAAACCUUGGCAUACAGCUAAAUCCACUCAAAUCGUCCAAACUUUAAACUGAAGAGAAGGCUUAUAGUCCUUCAUAUCAGUCUGAAUUAAGUAUUGUAAGUACAAUUAUACGACGGUUGCGGAAUGUAUUAUAUUAAGUUCAGAUUUGAAGAAUCACAAAGUGCCUGAUUUUUUAUAAUAAUUUUGAACAUAAAUAAGAUUUUUAAGCAACUUAAUAAUUUGGCAAAAUUUUAAGAAUUUCAUCUCUAUGAAAAUAUUUAUAUAAUUAUUAUUUAAAUUUUGAGCUGUAUUACAACCUUUAUUUUUACAGAAUGUUAUGUAUUUAUUUUCUAAAUUAAAUAUCUGAUUUACAAGGUCUUACAGUAAGGUCUACAGCUGAUAUGAUCCGUUUCUGUCGUCAUCCAUCAUUAUUACUUCAUAUAAUAUAAAGAGUAUCUAUCUAUCUAUCUAUCUAUAAUAUACAACGAAUCUAAUAUCCACUUUCCUUGAGGUAUGUUUAGAAUCACUGAGCAAGUAAUCACUAAGAGAUAUCACGCCAUGAUCUGGGAAUUGAAAUAUUCGCUUGCAGCGUCUAGUCUUGUGGAGUGAGAGAGGAGAGGGUGCGUGUGUGUACGCUGUAGAAAUUUAAUAUAUUUAUACUUGACUAAUAACAAAUACGCGUCCAAACAUUCAACGGUCGUGCGAAUUCGCUCGUUGCGAAUUUCAUUAUAAUUUGCAGUGUUGUUGUGUGGUUCUUUACGGUUUAACACAUAUAUUCGUGUCGGUCAAUGCUGACUCUUAUGGCGCAGUGCAAAAUAUUAAUGAGUGCGCAGAUAAGGCGCUUGAUACAGUAUGCAAUAGACGGCUGUGGAACAUUUCACUAGAUUGUACGUAAAUCGCCGAAUUUUUGUAUACCAGAUGCAUCAACUAAGUGGCUCCCGCCCGCGGUUUGCCGCGAAUCUGCCAUGAGGGCAUAAGAUACAAACGAAUUUAUCGAUAGAAUUGCGUCGGUCAGCGUCCACAUGGGAAAAAACAAGACGGCGCACGUCGCUAUCAAAUUCUAUUUCAUUAUGGACUCAUUAGCGAUAAGAAUAUAUAUUUCUAUAUAUAGUUCUAUCAAUACAUUCGUUUGUACUUUGUCUAGAAGGUAUGGAUCUAUUCUUUGGCAAAGCACGGCACCGAAAUCACCCUGUGUUAAACACCUUAUCACUGAAGAAUACCGCACAUUGAGAACUCACAAUAUUUAUUGCCUUAUAAAAUUUUUGGUUUAUGAACUUUUAUUUAUUGAGCAAUUUCUUUUUAUUUUAUUCAACUGGAAUGGAAAUGCUCAUAUUAUUAAAACAUAAUUAUUAUGUACUACUUAAUAUCACAAAUACAUGCCCAAAUGUUAAUAUAAAUAUUGUUCUUAAGAAUGAAAUAAAUAGUUCUUUAGAUAUGUACGUUAUUAUGUAUCAUAUAAAUAAGUAUAUUAUUUACGUUAUUAUUAGAUUUAAGGGUCAGUAAGUUGCUCGGCUGAGACUCAUUGGAUCUAUGAUAUGUUAUACAAGGAGGUCUGAUUGUGAACUGAAUUUUGAGAGUGAUAUAUAGCGUGAGCAAUUAUAAAGAUUAUUUUAUGUUGUUAUGAGUAUUUAAAAAAUUGUGGAUAGUAAUGGAGUCCCCAAGUAAAAUACUUUUGCCUCAUAAACAAGUCUACGAGCAUGUAAAUAUAAGAAGUGAGUUAAAUUAUGAGAUUGGAAUUAUUUUUGCAUUAAUUUUGAUGUACGAAUGCUAAUUAGAAUGCAGAAUUAUAAAUUAUUGUUUCGAGUUUUAGUUCAAUAUAAGUCGCUUAGUAAUAAAAUUAUAGGUGGUUAUCGCAAAUAUUGAUCUCAUGAGUUGUUUGUUUUCUAACCUGUAUGUUUUUAUGCAAUUUAUCGUGGUUGUAGAAGCUCGUACUUGCUAAUUUAAAAUCGACGAUAACUAAAUCUGAAUGCAUAAUUCAUAGGUAAGACAAACUGUCGCCAUUUUGUAACAAUUGUAAUAGUAGCAUUUUAAUAAGUGUUAAUAAAGAAAGAUACUGUGGAUGAGCAAUA